AUGGCUCCCGUUCCGGAAGCCUAUUUCCCGUCCCUGGACAAGUGCUUUUCCGGGGACGUCCAGCUUCUGUCCUGGAAGAGAGCAUUUCUUUACACAUGCAACCCCGAAGAUGACGUAGACGACACCGGCAGUCUCUAUGCUUUCUUGUCGCACCCGGAAAGCGUUCAGCUUCUUGCAAAUUGUUUAGACGGGUUCGCCUCCUCUUCGGCAAAAACAAAGUCAGACUUUGAAUCGAAAACGGCUGCGAUCCAUGCGGAGACCACAGCGCAAGCUUCAUAUAACCUAAAGGAACUCAAAGAAGACGCCUUGUGGCUGAGCCAGAAAGCCGGCAUUGACGAAAUCAGCGCCCUGAGAAUUGCAGUCUUAGAAUGGCAAAACCGCCCUGUCACACGCCUUCUGUCUGGAUUCUCUGAAGAGGAAUCUACAAGUUUGCAAAGCGCAGCUGGUGUCGAGAACUUUCGCAUGUCGCUGGCUGGGCCCAGUUUUGCUGAAAUUUUCAGUCAGAAAGUCGGUCGUGAGGACAAUGGCUCGGGAUUUGUUUCUGAAGAAAGUAGGCAUCUGCGCCUGCGAGAGCUCUACUUGUCGGAAAGGGCACACAUUAUAAAGACGGCUCGGAGGCUACUCGCUCUCUCCCUGCACAGCGACGUCAACGAACCUGCUCCGCAAAAGUCCGAACGGAAACGAAGCGACUUGUUGUGCCAAUUGGGUACGACACUCUUCAACAACAAGCUUGCCGGUGAUAAACGCCACACUCUCAUUCAAGCAUGCAUAACAGCUAUCCAAGUUCGCCUUUCGGCAUUGGAGGGAGAUGGAGGAUGGCUAGGACUCGCUGAGAGUAGCGAGGGCGUGGAAGAUUUGUGGCGAACGGCUCUCGUUGAAGAGAUAUUGCACAUUGUGCAAAUUCUGUUUCUACAGCUUCAAUCAUCUGCGGAGCUCCCUUCCGCCGAUGUUUUCGUGUCCUGGCUUCGUCUCAUGGGCGAUUACAACUUCCUUGAGCCACUCCAAAUCCCAUGCCAGAAUCCGCAAGAGGUAUUACUCCCUCUUCAAGCUUUUGUGAGCUUGACGACCCUUGCGUUCAUGAAGCUACCGCUUACUAUUCCCUCCAUCAUAAAUAAAACUCCUACACCAGAGUCUAAUACGAAACCACCAUAUUUUCUCUCGAAGGAUGAGAUUGGUCAGGUGAAUGAGAUUUUUGUUUCUGCAGUGGUGGAGUCCAAAGUUGCAAGCCCCGCGGCGUUCGCAUGGGGACUGGUUUUAAACACUAUGAGAGAGCUUGCCCUCAACGACAAAGAGAACCGAGAGUUGGAACAGUUUCACAGCGCAGUUGACUCAUUUCAAUCGAAUACUCCUCAAUCUACCGCAGGCGGAGCUUCAGAAAUUUCACUUUAUGAGGAGUUGUUAGAGUGCGCACGAACUCCGAAGUACACGGCUGAUGAUUCUAUAACCCUGUUGACCUCGGAUGAAGUGAGGGUCAUGGCUUAUGAGAUCACCAUGAAUCUGGCUACCAAAGUUGGCUCCACAUCUGCAGUUGACGACAUUUUAACGAACUGCUGGGCUCGAACGGUGCUACUGGAUCUCAUCCGAGUGGCUGUGGUGUACUUAGAUUAUUCGCCCGAAAUUGUGGAAUCCGUUCUGGCAAUCCUUGUGGGCUCAUCCUCAGAACAUCUAUGGCCCAGGAAUAGCCUUGCUUCGUCUUCUAGUGACCCACGGUGUAUUUUCAUCAAGGAUGACCUCUUGAUGGACAAUAUCUUUCGACUAGCCCGGUCGCGAUUCCCUUAUGAGACAGUGCCGUUUUUGAAACUCUGCCGCGCUCUUAUUAGCAAAGACCUAGUUAACGACGAAGGGAUCCCAGAAAUUCUCAAUGAAAUGGAGAACAUGGACACAUUUACUCAGGCCUUGCCGCCUGAUUUCCAAGGGUACGAGACGAUACGGGAGGAUGAGAACGCAAACUUCGUCACUCUCGUUGAAUCCCUUCCUAUGAUUGGCUUAUCCCCUCGAAGACAGUUAUCUGAAAAUCAAACCAGCAAUGCUCUGGUUGUCACGGGCUCAUCUCAAGUUCCGUCUACCACGAUUGGGCAAGUCGUGUCCGAGUCAAGGCCCGCUGUUAUCAUGUGGCAGCACCGGUAUUCUUCAUUAAGCUACCUAGGAAGCUGGCUAGAGGAAUGGAAUGAGAACGGAGGAUAUUCAGCAGGAUGGGGAGAGGACUCUAUCGCGGAAAUCAUAGGGCUCUUGGCAGAUCUCCUCAGUACCUCUAAGGAUACACAACGUCAAAAUGGCGAUGACUCAGGCGCUAAGAGAAUCUUGGAAAUGGCAAGCGAUGGGUUAGCCCGUCAGAGCGAUAUUGUUUCAGUGGUACUCGACAUUCUCGAACGCAAUCUGUCUCAUAUCGGACCUAGAGCAGGCUCUGAGAUUGUUUUGGAUUCCGUUAUUGCCUGUCAGCGGUUUAUCACCGCUCUUAUUGAAGUUUUGCCUGGCAGAGUAUGGCCAUUCCUGUCUCGGAGCAGCCUCUUUGGUUCUGAUGGCAAAGGCGGCAUCAUGACCGCAGUCAUCUCCGCCCUCGAGGUCACAUCAGGCGAAUAUCCCUUCCUCCUUAGCUGCGUACGUUUUUUCGAGUCCAUUGUUGACGACGCUGCCUCUCGUGCUGUUUUGAGGAGAAGCCCCAAUAGCAUAAUGGGCAAGACCGCAGCCGUUUCUGAUUGGACUGCUGGCGUCCCAUCCCAUAUGAUGAGAGGAGUCCUCUUGGACUUUGUUCGAAUCAUGGUCGAAGUGUAUAACAGCAGCAUCAAUUGGCGAUUUAACUCCCCAGCGCAGAGAUUUGAGAUCAACGCGGCACUUGCCAAGACAUUCGAAAGAAUCCUCUACUAUGCUUAUGGCACGAAUGACAGUACUAAACUGGAUGCGAAGGUUACUGGUGUGUUCUCGUCCUCAGCGACGUACCUCCUGGAUGUUUUACGACCGCAUUCGAUGAGUGAUCUCCCUUUCAACCCGAUCCUUCGACUCAUUGCUGAUGGCCUUCAAACCCCGCCCUCAUUAUACCUUCGGUACUUAACACUAGUAGAAAGGCAAGUCAAUUCGACACUCAUACUCUCAACCAGACUUUUACAAGCUGCCCAGCUACUCGAUACACCGCCGUCAUUACUAGAAGAGCAACUGUUCAAGGCAGCUCCAGUUCUCGUCAAACUAUAUGCACUGCAUGACGCCUACCGACUACCUAUUAUAUCUCUUCUAAACACACUUAUCACAGGCGCUGCUUUGAAUUCUGACAAAGAGCCACCGUCCCUGAUUGGUCAUUUGGGAGCCGAGUCAUCCUGUCUCUUUCUCGAUAUCCUAUCACAAUUUGACAGGCCGUUGAGUGAUCGAAACCUACAUUUGGGAAUAUGGCAGCUAUUGUCAACAUUUGUCACCAAACGUCAGCAAUGGCUUGCGGUCUAUAUUCUUACCGGAUCCUCUCCUCGUCAAACACUGAGAAAGACCGACGAUCAAAAGGCCCCGGCUAUGAGAGGAACGCCCUUUUUGAAGAUUGCUCUGGAUACACUGUCAAACAUCGACCAAGUUGAUCUUCAGGUAGCUCUUGCGUUGCUAGAGUUUGUCUCUCAUGCCCAGGAAAACUGGCCUUGGGCCACCUCUGAGCUGAGAAAGCACUCACUGUUUUUCACCAGCCUCGUGCAAUAUGUCUCGAAGUUGAAGAUAGCGUCAUUAUCUGUGGUAGAUCAGAUAUUCACUACACGAAUUGCAGCUGUCGUCGCUGAUCUCUGCACCGUGUAUUUACAUUCCGCAAAAGAAAUGCAGGAUCGGUCCUUCUACAAGACUUUGAUUCCUCUUGUAUCUUGGUACGCGAAGGAUGCAGUUGAGGUCUCGGGGUACAAUGCCUCACUACACGCCAACUUGAAGAAGAACUUUGAGAUGAGGUAUUCAGGCUGCAAGCUCGCUGAUUUUAAAAGGACGACAUUGCAGCCUCGCACCCUGGGCGGUGAUUAUUGUUAUGAUAUUCGCCUCGGCGAAAAGCUUCUCUCUUACGAUUUUGCAUGGGCAGGAACCCGAAACCAAGGGUUUAGCCAGGAGUUCGAGCGCGCUAAUCUCAAUCUGUCACUGAUUGAGGCUAAAGUGUCGCUCCUCCAUAGUUGGAAAUUCUUCGCCAUCGAGCAUUGUUCAGAUUUUAUGAUGGAUCGCGAGGUUCAAAAAUCGAUGGCUGUGGUCGUACAGAGAUGUCUUGAGGCCAACACCAAUGGCGUCCCACAAGAAGCAAUCUUCGCGCGUAUUCAACAAACCCGAGUAGAUUUUGCACAGGUUCUACUCCAGCGACUUGUCGAGAUCGGAUCCCGAGGUGCUGAAGUUUUUGGUCUGCUUGGAGUCGUAUGGGAUGCAUUACGCUCUCGCCGCGCAACGUAUGAGGACGCAAUCAUCAAUGACGAUACCGAGUAUUACCGGUCUCUUCUCAAUGUGCUUUUCCUCGCCCUUCAGUUCCACCAUGACUCACCUUCGCGCACAGCGCCCGAAACGCUCAGUAAGAAAGCUGAGGUAUCAUCUGACUUGGGACUGGUGGUCGAAAUUGUAAAGACUGUGGUUGCUCAAGGGUUCAAGUCUUUGACUGCGUACUUGCACGAUCAACCAGAGAAAUGCACACCGAAGGACUUUGCCAUCAUAACGGCCAUUUUGCAAAGCUGCUUGCAGGUGAAGAAUGUUGAUCGCGUAUACGAGCAUAUUGUUUAUCAUAUUGCGGAUAACGAUACGGGUCGCCAUGCAACUUCUCUAUUUUCGUGGGCUGAUCAAUUAGCUGUGGCUGGCGAUCCCAUCUACGGAGAACUCAGUAUUUCUUUCCUUGUUAAACUAUCAACCAUACCCAUGCUGGCAGAACACCUCGCCGUCGAAGUGGUCUUGGUCAGACUCUCUACAUGCCGGCUGACAAACAUUCUGCGACAACCCAAAGGCUUUGGCCCCUUUGAUACUGUGCCUAGGAUGUACGCUAUCUGGACCGGCGGUAUCCUUCCCCUUUGCCUGAACCUCCUCUACCACGUUAUUCGCACAGCGCCCGAAGUGGCGGCCUUCCUCAACCAAUUCGAGGGCCAACUUACGCGGGCGUCCGAGGCGUUUGCUGCCGACCGCACGGCUGGGUCUACGGCCCGACGCAUCUGUCUGAGCAUGACAUCCGAGGCGUACUCACUAGCACUGAUCUCCUUUAUAUUGGGUCGAUUCCGCCAAGCAGGACCUAGUGCCGGCAUGGAUGCUGAGUCCAUCCAGGAACUCAAAUGGGACAGAGCGCACGUGAAGGAAGACAUUGAAGAUCUCCUUGAACGGAGACAACUCCUCCGAGCACGGAUCGUGGCCACGAACGACAAGGAAGCGGAGCUGGUACGCCAGAAACCAUUGAAUGCUUCGUCGGGGGCCGAGAACCGACUGGAGGAGAAGAUCGUGAGCGAGUUGAAAGCCACACUGGUCUGUCUUGGAGGAGAGGAGGCGUAA
This is a messenger RNA of Aspergillus nomiae NRRL 13137, 5460 nucleotides long. RefSeq names its product nucleoporin. Gene Ontology annotation, molecular function: structural constituent of nuclear pore. The transcript has 4 exons. Gene Ontology annotation, cellular component: nuclear pore inner ring. Gene Ontology annotation, biological process: RNA export from nucleus; protein import into nucleus. NCBI's taxonomy places the organism in Eukaryota, Fungi, Ascomycota, Eurotiomycetes, Eurotiales, Aspergillaceae. The record is from RefSeq and is a predicted model, not a curated record. The coding region runs from base 1 to 5460 and encodes 1819 amino acids.